AAGACAUCAAUUAUUGGAACCUAAAAUGAGAAUGAGAUUAACACAAAACUUCUUGAUUCUGGUUCUACUUGCAUUGCGUUAUCAUGCUGAUUCUGCCUCCAUUGUGAAGUUCCUUCCUGGUUUUGAAGGUCCUCUUCCUUUCGAACUUGAAACGGGGUACAUUGGUCUUGGUGAGAAAGAGGAACUACAAAUGUUCUACUAUUUCAUUAAGUCAGAGAAUAAUCCACAUGAAGACCCUCUUCUUAUUUGGUUAACUGGAGGACCUGGAUGCUCUUCUCUUUUUGGCCUUAUAUUUGAGAACGGGCCUUUAGCUUUGAAGUUUGAGGUUUACAAUGGAAGUAUCCCUUCUUUAGUCUCCACUACAUAUUCAUGGACAAAGACGGCGAACAUAAUAUACUUGGAUCAGCCUAUUGGAUCUGGCUUCUCCUACUCAAGAACUCCACUUGUUGAUAAAGUUAGUGACACAGGUGAAGUAAAGAAGAUUCAUGAGUUUCUUCAAAAGUGGCUAAGCAAGCAUCCACAAUUUUCCUCCAACCCAUUUUACGUUGCCGGAGAUUCUUAUUCUGGUAUGAUUGUUCCGGCUGUUGCUCAAGAAAUCUCAAAAGGAAAUUAUAUAUGUUGCAGACCUCUAAUAAACCUACAGGGCUAUAUUCUGGGAAACCCGGUAACAGAUACUAAAUUGGAACACAACUAUCUUAUUCCAUAUGCUUAUGGAAUGGCAUUAAUCUCGGAUGAACUCUAUGAGUCAAUGAAAAGAAUCUGCAAAGGAAAUGUGAACUCACGUAACACAGAAUGCUUGAAACUCACUCAAAUUUACCAAAAGUGUACCGACAGAUUAAAUAAAUACCAUAUACUACUACCGGAUUGCGACAAGACAUCUCCUGGUUGCUUUCUUUAUAAAUAUUUCCUCCUUGAAAAAUGGGCCAAUAACAAGAGAGUUCGCAAAUCUCUUCAAGUUAAUAAGGGGAGUAUAAGGGAAUGGAGGCAAUGUAAUUAUGAUGGUAUUCUGUAUAAUUACGACAUUCAGAGCAGCGUACCAUACCACAAGAAUAACAGCAUUAAUGGUUUCCGAUCUCUUAUCUUCAGUGGUGAUCAUGAUAUGACGGUGCCUUACCUUGCAACACAAGCCUGGAUAAGAUCUCUCAAUUACUCGAUCAUUGAUGACUGGAGGGCUUGGAUGAUAAACGAUCAAAUCGCUGGAUAUACGAGAACUUAUGCCAAUAAGAUGACAUUUGCUACUGUUAAAGGAGGUGGACACACGGCAGAUUAUAAACCAGAUGAGACAUUUAUUAUGUUCAAAAGGUGGAUCAGUGGCCAGCCUUUGUAAUAGGACUUUAUCUGUUGACAUGAUUUGUAAAACAACCUAAUCAGUUUCAUAUUUCGUCAAAGCCAUUUGGAUCCACAUAUAUCAUCAAUAUAAUCAGUUUCAUAGUCAGAUUGUAAAA
This is a messenger RNA of Eruca vesicaria subsp. sativa (arugula), 1445 nucleotides long. Lineage: Eukaryota; Viridiplantae; Streptophyta; Magnoliopsida; Brassicales; Brassicaceae. The record is from the annotation of a GenBank genome assembly.